Messenger RNA from Xenopus tropicalis (tropical clawed frog), 965 nucleotides. Its product is annotated as acrosin. NCBI's taxonomy places the organism in Eukaryota, Metazoa, Chordata, Amphibia, Anura, Pipidae. Gene Ontology annotation, molecular function: serine-type endopeptidase activity. Bases 3 to 689 code for a protein of 228 amino acids. The record is from RefSeq and is a predicted model, not a curated record. Gene Ontology annotation, biological process: proteolysis. The transcript is spliced from 2 exons.
CAAUGACAACUAUGCUGCAAGAAGCCACUGUGGAACUGAUUGAUCGCAAGCGUUGCAACAGCAGCGACUGGUACAACGGAGGGAUACACGACUACAAUCUCUGCGCAGGCUACGAGCAAGGAGGCCCCGAUGUCUGUAUGGGUGACAGUGGUGGCCCCUUAAUGUGCAAGAGAAAAAAAGCAGGCAUCUAUUAUGUGGUUGGAAUAGUAAGCUGGGGAGGACUCUGUGGUCAGCCACACAGCAAUGGCGUGUAUACUUCAGUCCAGGAUUUUGAACAAUGGAUUUUCAACAAAACCUCCAGCUCAAACCCAAAAUACCAUUAUAUGAGAUCGACUUCUAUGAAUAUCAGCCCACCUUCAAACCAAAGGAACAUUGAGGGAAAUGUGGAAUCUGUUACUAUGGAAAAGAAUGAUUCCAGCCAUUCUAACAGUACAGGUUCCAUAUUUAAUCAAAUCAUAACUUUAUUCAAAAUUAUUUUUUCUCCACACACUGAUCACGCAGAAAACGUGUGUAGGAAUGGUCAGGAGAGUACAGAAACCCCACCUGUGGAGAUAACUACUGGAAUGAUGGAUCGGGAGACUAUAUAUAAUGGUUGCCUCAGCAGCCAUGCACCCGCUAUGCUAUCAUGUCAGGCUAUGGCUCAUAUCCUGGUCAUGGCCUGUCUCAUUGCCUUGAUUAUCUGUCGAUGAAACCUGUCUAUGUGACCUGCAGUGACUCCAGCCUGAGCUUGUCAGUCAAUUCCAGUGCCAGCCUUAUCAAAGUGUCGGACUUUAGCUGAAACGUUAAGGACUAAAAUAAUUACUAUGGCAAACUAUGAAAAUAACCAUUAGUUAGCCAGUAAAAGGCAUCAAGUUUAGUCCAAGGCUAGCCUGAAACUGCCAGCAUGCAAUUCAAGAAGAUUUACAGUUUUUAUGACACCAAUAUGAUGCUGCCUAUCUGGACAGCAUUAUUAUGUAGUUAUUAUG